Messenger RNA from Caenorhabditis auriculariae, 1281 nucleotides. The record is from the annotation of a GenBank genome assembly. Lineage: Eukaryota; Metazoa; Nematoda; Chromadorea; Rhabditida; Rhabditidae.
AUGAGCUUCAGUUGUACUUAUGAAGCAAUGGAGUUGAUGAAUGUCAUCGAAGAGGACCAGCAGCCGUCCGAGAUCUUGACAAUGCGAUGAAAAAGCCACGAACAAAUAAAAAACCACAAGAUUAGAACAAAAAAGGUAGAUGUUCGCGAAAUGGACGCGAUAUUUAUAUGCUCUUGUGCGACGUGUCACAGUCUAAGGCAACGCGGCAACGUGACUCGGCCUUUUCUUUAGAUGACGUGUCCUUCCUCACUCAAUCCUUUUAGCUGGUUUGCACCGGAGGGGUUGGAAAAUUGAAGUUUUCAUCAAUUUCUUCGAUAGAUAAAGGGUAAGAUAGAUUAUUCAGCCGUCAAAGAAGUUUAAAGAAAGAUCGAAGCUAAAUAAGUAUCGAAGAUAGGAAGCCUAUAGCUUCUAGUUUAAUGAAGAGCUCUCUCAUUUCGAAACUUUCUUGAGCUCAAGAAAGUUUCGAAAACCGAAGAGCAAAAAGACCGAUUAAAUUUAAUUAUCUAAAAAUUACAAUGAUUUCAGAAAGAAAUCUUGGGAUCGAACUUCGCGAAGUUUUAAAAUUAAAUUAAAAUCAAAAUUAACAGAUGAAGUUUCAGCGUGAAUUGAAACGUUUCUUCUGCAGGUCAAACUGAAGAUUUGAUCGUUACAGCACACAUUUGCAAAGUUUUUAAAGUUUUCUAUGCCGUUUUCAAAGUAAUUUCCGCGAAAUGCAAAAUGAUCUCUGACUCUCCAAAAUUUAGUGAUCUUUUCCUUUCUCUGACAGCUAUUUUGAAUUUCGCGGAAAUUACUUUGAACACGGCACUAUCUUUUUUGAUUUAUUUUUUUUUCCUCAAAAAGCACAAUUGAUUACUGAUCUUGAUCUUCGUAUUGAUAGCCACUCAAAUCCUCUCAAAGCAACUCAAUCAACACCUGUUCUAUUUUUCGAUGAUACGCAUUUUUACAGCAUCACGCUGAGAUAAAUUGCUCUUCUCAACAUUCUUCAUGUUUUUUUUGUGCCUCUUUUUUUUCUUGUUUAACAAUCUCGGUAAGCAGCUUUAAUAGUCUUUCUUUUUUCUAUAAAAGGGCGUUCGAAAAUUUUUUCGAAUUGCAGAGUCCUGACUAGGGCAUGGUCUCCGCUCGACAACGAGUUGAGAAUUGAGACUUUGUGGGUGAGUAGGCCUAGGUAAGAGUACUCGGAAUCAAAAAGAAAAUUCUGCUAAACCCCACAGGCAGCCGGAGAAAAGCUCGUCGAAAGUUUUCCAGCGCGCAUAUGGCCGCGCUCGGAGCCUUCGGCUAUAG